CCUCGAAGACGUCAAAACAGGAGGGACAAAAAAACAAGAUGGCGUUUGAUGGAGAAGACGUUAUUGUGGUUAUUAAUGUUACUUGAUCUUAAUCUGUAUGUACAUGUACACAUAUAUGUCGUUUAAUAGAGUACACGUCGUUAAUAAUUGUUUAUAUUCGGAUACAUUAGUCUAAGGGCACUUUGAAGCUCCUCGUGCUAGCUUAGGUUGCUAGUUAGCUUAGCUUGUUAGCUUCUAACAAAGAGACGCGGAAGUUAUCAACACAUCGCUAAGCAGAGAUCAAGUGUGUGUGGAUUGUGUGAAAAUGUGCGAAAGAACGAUCGCAGAGUACGAGGAGGAACUUUGUCCCACAAAAGAGGAGAAGGAGCGACAACAUCAACUACUGGACGCUGUUUUCAAGAAACAUCAAGUUGUGUUACACAGAAGAGACGUCUGUGAAGAACAUCUUCUCCCUGAACAGCAGGAGUGGGCCGCCGGGAUGGAGCAGGAGGAACCACAUUCCCUUCAUGUUGAAGAGGAAAAGGGGGAGUCAUAUUCCCCUCACAUUAAAGAGGAAGAGGAGGAACACAGCAUCAGUCAGGAGGGAGAGCAUCUUGAAUGGUUGGAGAACUUCCCAGUGAUUGUGAAGAGUGAGGAUGAUAAGCUCAAAGGUGAAAGCAGCAGUUUAAUCCGACACAUGGCAACAGAAGCUGAUGGAGACCACUGUGGAGGAUCACAAGCAGACGAGAUCUUUGCUCCACUAUUAACGUCACACUCUCCUGACACUGAUGAUGAAGACUCUAAAGCUGAUAAGACAUGUCACACUGACAACACACGCUGGACUUGUCCUCACUGUGACAAAACUUUUAAUCACCGUAGUAGUUUGGAAAUACACAUGAGAACGCACACUGGAGAAAAACCUUUUUCCUGUUCAAUCUGCGGGGUAUGUUUUACACAGAAUGGACGUUUGAAAGUGCACAUGAGAAUACACACUGGAGAUAAACCUUUUUCAUGUUCAAGCUGUGGCAAAGGUUUUAUACAAAAUACCGAUUUGGAAGUACACAUGAGAAUACACACCGGAGACAAACCAUUCAUGUGCUUAUUUUGUUGUAAGGAAUUUUCUCAGAAGGCAAAUUUGAUAAUGCACACAAGAAUACACACCGGUGAAAAACCCUAUAUCUGUUCAAUAUGCUUUAAAGGUUUUACACAAAGUCAACACUUGAAACGACACACAAAGACACACAAGUGAGAAACUAUAGAGUUGCAGUGUGUGUGGUGAAAAAGGUUGGGAAUCGAUAAGAUUUUUCCGAUUCCACUUUCGAUUCUGCUUAACGAUUCGGUUCUCUUAUCUAUUAUUUUCUAGAAAAAGGAUAACAAAUGGAUGGAUUAGCAUCAAAUGUGUUUAGUUUAGAGCUAACAUCACCUUAGAAAGCCAACAGUGAGGUCUGAGUAGGUAUGUAGCAUAGAAAAACUAAUCUUUUAAAAAUAAAAUUUUAAAAAUAUGUGGAAAUACACAAGAAUGUAACAUGUUAUAAAAAAAAUGUUUAACUUUCAAGAAUCUUCUGUAAUCUACCUAGAAAAUAUACAGUGCAAAGGUUUGUUUAGACUUACAAGGCGGAACUAAUAUGAGACAUAACAUGCAACAUGAGGUAUUUCAAACCUUUUGAUAUGUUGUUUAUUGCUCAGAGCUUAUGAAAACCUUGAAUUUAAAAAUCUCAGAAAAUGUGGUGGGUUUUUUAAAACUUUAAGCCAAGAUUGUCAAAGUUAUAUUGAACAAACACUUGCAUGUAAUGAGUUAAUAUCACAUAUUAGUUUCACAUUUGAAGUUAAUUUCUGACAUAAAUGGACUUAUACACCAUAUUCUUAUUUCACAAGUUCCCCCUCUAUGAUGAAAAUGUGGUGGGAGGAAAACAGGCAACUUUUCUUCGACUACAAUUGAACAUUCACCUACCAAAGGAGCAGCAUCUAUGUGGAAAAUUUCUGCAAGCUUUUGACCACAAACUUAGUCACUUCUCUGUGACAUUGGUCGUUCCUAGCCGAGUGGUACUCUUCCCUGCCGCGGUGAAAGCUAGCGGCAGACGUGAACCCGAGCCAUUGCUGCCCGCCUCCAAACCAGUUGGAAUAUGUUUCAAUUAUGAAUAAGGCAUUCAUUUCAAUUUAACAGGUUAUAGCGCUAACAUUAUCGGCGGUAUUAGUACCUGUUGUAUUUACGUCAGAAACGCGACAUUCAUUGCAUGCUGUGUGUUCAAAUGUUUCAGCAUAUUGCUCGUAUGUUCUCCUCCUGAUUAACUAGCAGCCUUAUAAUUAUUACAAGUCGCGCUGUUGCUGUCUUUUUUAGUAAAAUAUCGGCAAAACUUUUUCCGCCCGGGCACAGCCAUGUUGUUGAUGUCACUACGCACGUUGCGUAAUGACAUCCCCACCCAGAUGAACCGUUAAGAGAAUCACUCGACAAACUGGCAAGCGAUUCCAUGGAAUUGAUACACCGGGAAUCGGUUCUGAACAAGAACACGUUUUUCGAUUCCCAUCCCUAGUGGUGAAAGAUCCUCUUAUAAGUACCAGUGUAAGAAACACAAUUGUGCUGGUGAGAACAGAAGCAGCAAAUGAAGCUGCAGGAUUUGAAAUCAACUGUCAAAACUUUGAUCACUUUGGACUCUCUAACAACAUCAGUACAUAUAACAUGUGUGACAUCAUUGUUGUGUGUGUGUAACGCAUACUUGUUAAUAUGCUUCUACCUUUUAUAGAUUAGUUUUUUUCAAUUAGUAGGGUUAUUUUAGUCAAGUAUGUGUAUUAAUAUACAACAUUGUGUACAUAUAUUUAAAACCAUUUCCUGUAAAAGGUGUUAGCUGAAGCUUCAGUCUCUUUAGCCUACAUUUUUUUAUUCAUUUACAAAAUAAAAACA
Nerophis lumbriciformis (worm pipefish) is the source of this 2878-nucleotide messenger RNA. NCBI's taxonomy places the organism in Eukaryota, Metazoa, Chordata, Actinopteri, Syngnathiformes, Syngnathidae. The record is from RefSeq and is a predicted model, not a curated record.